AUGCGAACAUUAGCGCCGCCGCUUUGGGGAGUAUUGAGCCUGCUGGCCAUAUGCUAUAUACAAGUGGGCGUGGCACACUUGCUGCUGCCUGCGGCUGGCACAUAUUUGUUGCCACCACAGCCGCCUGUUUUGUGGUUAGUGCAAGCGCCAGUGCCGCCAGCAGCUGAUGAUGGCAGCUAUAAGCCACCAGCAGCAGGAGAAGAUGGACUAUGGACACCGCAGCCAGGACUAGAAGGUGAAUAUGUGGAGUUGACAACGAGUGAAGGCGCGCAGGCUGAGACAAACGAAGCGACGCUGAGCAGCAACAGCGAUGGCUCAGCUGCUGCUGAGGAUGCUGCUGCACCUGCAGGAGCUGGAGGUGCUGGUGGCGCUGGACAAGCAGGACAAGCUGGUGGUGUUUUGGGAGGCGCUGGUGGACAAGGUGGAGCUGGAGGCGGCGGCAGUGCAGGUGGUGGCGGCGGCGGCGGUGCUGGCGGUGGCGGUGGCACUUUGACCUCUGGCGAAAGUGGACAAAAUGGUCAACCAGGCGGCGCUAGUCCUGCUGGCCCACAGCCCGAUGGUGAAGAUGGUGCUGAUGGCGCAGACGGAGCCAACGGACCUGAUGGCUCAAUAGGCGGCAAAGGCGGCAAGGGCGGCAAAGGCGCACGCAAUGGCGCUGGCGGUGCGGGCGGCGGCGGCGGCGCUGCACCACAGCCUGGCCCAGCUACACUGCCAGUAGCUGCUCUUAUAUUGCCAGCUCCUGUAUGGCCUGAGUAAGCUGCCAUCAAUUUUGAUAUCAAUGCCAGCCCACGAUUAUGUCUUAAAUCUCUGUUUAGCUCUAAGUCUAGUCAAAGUCUAAGAUUAACAGCAAGCGAAUAUUAA
This is a messenger RNA of Drosophila busckii, 861 nucleotides long. RefSeq names its product WAG22 antigen. NCBI's taxonomy places the organism in Eukaryota, Metazoa, Arthropoda, Insecta, Diptera, Drosophilidae. The transcript has 2 exons. The record is from RefSeq and is a predicted model, not a curated record.